Messenger RNA from Eremothecium sinecaudum, 1179 nucleotides. RefSeq names its product proteasome regulatory particle lid subunit RPN9 (gene RPN9). The record is from RefSeq and is a predicted model, not a curated record. Lineage: Eukaryota; Fungi; Ascomycota; Saccharomycetes; Saccharomycetales; Saccharomycetaceae. Gene Ontology annotation, biological process: ubiquitin-dependent protein catabolic process. Gene Ontology annotation, cellular component: proteasome regulatory particle, lid subcomplex; cytosol; nucleus. Bases 1 to 1179 code for a protein of 392 amino acids. The transcript has a single exon. Gene Ontology annotation, molecular function: structural molecule activity.
AUGACUCAGGAAAUCUACACGGUUUUAAGCACUUUAAGAAUGGAAGUGGACCCAGAUUUGGCUCCCCUCUUCUAUGAGUUUGAAGAAUAUUAUGAACGGAAAUUAUGGCAUCAAUUGACUGAAAGGCUUGAGGUAUUCUUUCAAGACGAUAGAUCUAUUCCAGUUAGAUUAAGGGUAUACACCAAUUUUGUGUCUAAAUUCCAAGAUAAGAUCAAUCAGAUAAAGGUCGUUAAUUUCCUUCUUUUGUCAAUUAAGAAUAGCACAAGUUAUAAAGAGAAUUUGGAAUAUUUAGCCGAGUUGCAGAAGACAUUCAGCGAAAUAGACAAUCAGAAGAAGAGAAAUGAUGGUUUAAAGACCCACGAAGAGGGUAAUUUGUUGAUUGACAUUGAAAUGGCCAGGACAUACUUAAAAAUGGGCGAUCUAGCCAAGACCAGAGACUUAUUGAAUGAUAUCAGUGCAAACCUAGACCAAAAAGACUCUGUUCCGUUGAUUGUCACAGGUACCUUUUAUUCUGCCAAUGCUGAGUUUUACCAGUUGAAGAAUGAUUUCAACUCUUUCUACUACACAAGUUUGUUAUACUUAUCCACAUUGGACCCUUCCAUGCCCAUGUUAUCAGCGGCGGAACAGCAGCAGCUUGCAUACAAACUCUGCAUUGCGGCUUUAUUAGGAGACAAGAUAUAUAAUUUUGGAGAACUGCUCCAGCACCCCAUUAUGUCCAGCAUCGCUGGUGACCCGCAAUAUCAAUGGUUGUUCCAGUUUCUACAUGCACUUUCUGUCGGAGACUUUGAUCAAUUUAGCAAGUUAUCCCAGGAGCGUAUUCCUCAAGUACCAAUUUUAGCAAAGAACGAGUCUUUCUUGAGACAGAAAAUAUGUUUGAUCACAUUGGUCGAGUCUGUUUUUGCUAAGAGCAUCAGAACAUUAUCCUUUGACGACAUCGCGAAAGCUACACAUUUGCAUAAAGACAAUGUCGAACACUUGGUCAUGAAAAGUAUUAGCCUGGGUCUGUUGAAGGGUUCGAUAGACCAGGUGGAAGAAUUGGUCACUAUUACCUGGGUUCAGCCAAGAAUUAUCAACGAGGAACAAAUCACUAAGAUGAGGGUCAGGUUGAUGGAUUGGAGUGAACAAGUUACCCAAUUAGGCAAGCAUAUCGAGGCAGCUGGUCAAACCAUUUGGGUUUAA